This is a messenger RNA of Talaromyces marneffei, 1398 nucleotides long. RefSeq lists its product as uncharacterized. NCBI's taxonomy places the organism in Eukaryota, Fungi, Ascomycota, Eurotiomycetes, Eurotiales, Trichocomaceae. Gene Ontology annotation, cellular component: proteasome regulatory particle, base subcomplex. Gene Ontology annotation, molecular function: ATP binding; proteasome-activating activity; ATP hydrolysis activity. The transcript is spliced from 3 exons. The record is from RefSeq and is a predicted model, not a curated record. Bases 1 to 1398 code for a protein of 465 amino acids. Gene Ontology annotation, biological process: proteasome-mediated ubiquitin-dependent protein catabolic process.
AUGUCCACCCUCGAAGAUCUCGACGAUCUUGAGCGCGAGGAUCAGAGCAAGAAGCAACAGCAAGGUGAUGGAAAUGGCGACGGCAAGAAGCCCGGCGCUGAUGGCGAUGCUGAAAUGCAAGAUGCAGAGCCCAAGAAGGAUGAAAUCGAUGAGCUUCUAGAUGCAGAACUGGUCGGAGCAAGCACAGAUGACAUCAAGAAACGGCGACGGCUGCUCGACAACGAGUUACGGAUCAUGAAGAGCGAGUUUCAGCGGUUGACACAUGAGCAGAAUACGAUGAGAGAAAAGGUCAAGGAUAAUCAAGAGAAGAUAGAGAAUAACAGGCAAUUACCAUAUCUCGUCGGAAACGUUGUCGAACUUCUAGAUCUCGACGUCGAAGCAGAAGCUGCAGAAGAAGGUGCCAAUAUCGAUCUCGAUGCUACCCGAGUUGGAAAGUCUGCAGUCAUCAAGACAUCAACCCGUCAAACUAUCUUCCUCCCCCUCAUUGGUUUGGUGGACCACGAGAAACUCAAGCCCGGCGAUCUCAUCGGAGUGAACAAAGAUUCAUACUUGGUGCUCGAUACUCUUCCAGCUGAAUAUGAUAGCCGUGUCAAAGCUAUGGAGGUUGAUGAGAAGCCCACGGAGAAGUACACUGAUGUGGGUGGUUUGAGCAAACAAAUCGAAGAGCUUGUGGAGGCUGUUGUUUGGCCUAUGCAAGAAGCAGAGAAGUUUAAGAAGAUUGGUAUUAAGGCACCGAAAGGUGCCCUCAUGUACGGACCACCCGGUACCGGUAAGACGCUACUAGCUCGUGCCUGUGCCGCUCAAACGAACGCAACAUUCCUCAAACUCGCCGGACCCCAACUGGUGCAGAUGUUCAUCGGAGACGGCGCAAAGCUGGUCCGUGACUGCUUCGCUCUCGCCAAAGAAAAAGCCCCAUCAAUCAUUUUCAUUGACGAACUCGAUGCCGUCGGUACGAAACGUUUCGAUUCUGAAAAGUCUGGAGAUCGUGAAGUGCAACGAACCAUGCUUGAACUUCUCAACCAGCUGGACGGUUUCGCUUCAGACGAUCGUGUCAAGGUCCUCGCCGCUACGAACCGUGUUGAUGUCCUCGACCCUGCCCUUCUCCGAUCUGGACGAUUAGAUCGAAAGAUCGAAUUCCCUCUCCCUAACGAGGAAGCCCGUGCCCAGAUCUUGCAAAUCCAUUCCCGCAAAAUGACAACAGACGACGGCGUGAACUGGGCUGAACUGGCCCGCAGCACGGACGAAUUUGGAGGUGCCAUGCUUAAGGCUGUGUGUGUAGAAGCUGGUAUGAUCGCGUUGAGGAAAGGUAUGAACAAGGUUAACCAUGAACAUUAUGUCGAUGCCAUUGGGGAGGUACAAUCGAAGAAGAAGGAUACAAACAUGGGAAUAUACGUUUAA